Messenger RNA from Sitophilus oryzae (rice weevil), 1723 nucleotides. RefSeq names its product cytochrome P450 4C1-like. The record is from RefSeq and is a predicted model, not a curated record. Gene Ontology annotation, molecular function: oxidoreductase activity, acting on paired donors, with incorporation or reduction of molecular oxygen; heme binding; monooxygenase activity. Lineage: Eukaryota; Metazoa; Arthropoda; Insecta; Coleoptera; Curculionidae. The transcript is spliced from 11 exons. Bases 119 to 1576 code for a protein of 485 amino acids.
UACGCAAAAGAAAAAAGUGCCUUUUCAAGUACAAAUUCAGCAGGAAAAUGUAUCUCAGUCCUAAGACACGUUCGAUCUAGUAGAUUCAGUCUAAGCCGGUAAAUUUCACGGACUCGCCAUGAUCUCGGCCUACGUUGUCCCUUGUGCUAUCGCGUGUCUUUUGGUGUGGAUGCUGGCAUCGCUGUUCGGCAAAAGAAGACUGUUUCUGUUCGCCAGGGAUUAUAAAGGACCACGAUUUUAUCCUGUAGUCGGCAACGGGCUACAUGCCAUAGAAAAAGAUUUCUUCAACGGAAUUCAAGACCACAUCAAAGAUGGAUUACCGUCUAAUCUGUGGCUGUGCCACGAAUAUUAUUACAUCACCGAUAAUGCUACCGAGAUCAGAGAAGUUCUAAACAAUCCCAAUUCUUUGGACAAGAUGAAAUUGUACGGAUUCAUAAAUCUGGCAAUGAAAGAUUCUCUACUUCUUAUGCCUGUGGACCUGUGGAAGAAACACAGAAAAUUCUGUUCGAGGAGCUUCAGCCAACCUGUCCUAAACAGUUUUGUACGGUUUUUUUACAAUAAUUCUGUUACCCUAAACGAAGUACUCAAAGACGCCCAUAACAAAGACACAUUUGAAAUAUUCGAAAGAUAUACCUUCGAAACGUUUUGCGAGAGCGUUGUAGGUUACGAAUAUAAAGCUCAACUAAACCACAACUUAAAGUUAGUAGAGUCGUUGGAAGAACUACAGACAUUGGGCUCCCAUUUAGUAGUGGCAUUUCGAUAUAUUCCAAUCGUAUUUUGGCUGUUCCUAAGCAGAGGUAGAAGAGCCCUUAAGAUUAUAAGAAACGUUCAUACUACUAUUUAUAAUAUCAUCGAAGAGAAGAGAAAAUCUUAUUUUAAGGAAUCAGUAUGUUAUGACAACGAUGCACUUCCUUUGGUAGAUUCCAUGUUAUAUAAUGGUUUCAAUAAUAAACAGAUAUUUGACGAAGUAUUCUUAUUUAUUUUAGCAGCAACGGACACAUCAGGCGGCACAUUAGCCUAUUUUUUUACAUUAUUAGGAAUGCACCAAGACAUCCAGAACAAAGUAUACGAAGAGGUCAUGGAGGUAGUGGGACCUCACAGGCCAAUCUACCAAGAAGAUCUUAACAAUUUAAAAUAUACAGAGCGUUGUAUUUUUGAAGCCAUGAGAAUCUUUCCUGUGGUUCCGUAUUUGGGUCGCUACGCCACUGCUGAUAUACCAGUUGGUACUAAAGUAAUUCCCAAAGACACGAACAUAUUUAUCAGUAUAUUUAACGUACAUCGCAACGAAAAUUAUUAUCCCGACCCUUUGAAAUAUGAUCCAGAUAGAUUUUUGCCGGAGGAAAUUGCCAAACGUGACAGUUACGCUUUCAUUCCAUUCUCAGGAGGUCCACGAAACUGUAUAGGAAAAACCUACGCACUAAUGCUAUUGAAAACCGCUGCGGCCAGUGUUAUCAGGAACUACCAAACGUUUUCCGAUUAUAAGUCAGUCACUGAACUUAAUUUUACGUCCUGUAUAUCUAUGAAAACGGUGCACAAGCUUGAUUGUAGAUUUAAGCCAAGGAUACAUCCUGAAUAGAGAAAACACGUCAGAAAAAAACAUUUUUGUAGGCAAUCUCUCAGUUUAAUUCUCCGGGAACAUUGCUGCUAAAAUAUUUAAGUGAUCGUACCCAUAAAAUAUCGUACCAAAUAAACUUUUAGUCACGUGAUUAAGCUUGGCCGGCAG